Messenger RNA from Aspergillus versicolor CBS 583.65, 593 nucleotides. RefSeq lists its product as uncharacterized. The transcript has a single exon. The record is from RefSeq and is a predicted model, not a curated record. The coding region runs from base 119 to 436 and encodes 105 amino acids. Lineage: Eukaryota; Fungi; Ascomycota; Eurotiomycetes; Eurotiales; Aspergillaceae.
GGUCCUUGGGGGAAGGGGUUCAAACGGAAGAAUGAGAUGAUUCGCCACGUGCUUGUCCAUAACUCCUAGUGAAAGGACAGGCCAUGAAGAUGCCAUAUCCCCGUGGUAUCGUGCACUCAUGCAUCCUUCGCCGGACACCGAAGAGGGGAAGGAGACUCUAAAACACUCAUUUGGGAACACUAGAUGGCCGACACAAGCGGGGGGCAGCCAAGGAGCGCAAGGGAAGGACAGAGUGUAUAAAUGCGUUCUUUGUCCGGAACGCCCGUGGAUGAAAAAUAAAGCAUCAUCAAGAAGACACGUCGAGUAUCAGCACUACCCAACUCAAUACCAUAGUUGUCCAGACUGUGAGGUGGACGCGGUCCAGACACUCUUCACAAGGGACAGACUUGAGGAGCAUAUGAGGGAUAAACACAUCGGAAUACAGGCUACGAAGUGAGGAGAUGAAAAGGAAUACUGUUGCCGUCAAUCCGCCUCUAGAAUGUGCCCUGUGCCCCAGUCCCACAAGGUCAUGGGAUGAAUUUUUCGAGUGUCUUUGCCGGCACUGUCUUGUAUUAAAAGCAGAUCAUGCGGAUGAGGGUUACAGCGAGAGAGAU